UUUGAUGCAGUUGGCUAGGUUGCUCUGUGCUGAGAGGCGGUGGGUAAUGAUCUGUACACCGACGCCCAACACCCUCCAGUCUGCUGAUCUCCGCUAUAUGCACGGACGUCUGGUGGUUUUGCGCAAUCUUCCUUACGGAAAUCCCGACGGACAGGCUUGGAUCAAGGCGAUCGCUUGACUGUUCGAGCGGAAUGAGAUCAUCGGCUUCUAUCGCUUGCAGCAUCUUCUUAGUCGGAUUAUGAUGCGGCAUACGAAGGAAUCGAUCCGCGAGAUAUUGCCCGAACCCAUCCGUUGGACAGUGUUUAUCGAUCCUACACCAAGUGAAUACUCGCAGUACAACGGCAUCGUAGCGGCUGUGAGAGCAACUUGGUCAUCACUAACAUGGAUCCGAAGAAACCGGGGUAUAAGCAUCCAGACAGUCUGUUGAACCCAAUCAACCGGAAGGAAGUCUUACGUGUGGUCUCCAAUCUGCGGUCAGCAUGCUGCGGUGGCGCUACUAUGAAAGUUUCGUUGGCUGCGUCGUCUCAACUGGACACGAUCAAUAUGCUGCACGCUCUACAAGUGGAAGUCGAGGAUUUGGGAGUUGUAAUCGACUAUCUUCGAAAAGUGCAGCUCCCAGGGGUGGUUACGCAGUGUGGAUGCUGUAAACGCAAGCUACAAUUGCUCAUGAUUAUCCCGUGCGGACAUCUCUGCUGUGCUGACUGUGUGGAAGAUCGUAUGAAAAGAGUUGGGCCAAGUUGCUUUCGUUGCAACGCUGUGUUUGACCGUGAAGCGUUCCAAAGCAGGUGUUGA
Molecule: messenger RNA, 792 nt
Organism: Phytophthora nicotianae INRA-310
Lineage: Eukaryota; Oomycota; Peronosporomycetes; Peronosporales; Peronosporaceae
Exons: 1
Coding region: 382-792 (136 amino acids)
Source: RefSeq, a predicted model, not a curated record